Scomber scombrus (Atlantic mackerel) is the source of this 6937-nucleotide messenger RNA. RefSeq names its product myosin, heavy chain 9a, non-muscle (gene myh9a). The transcript has 43 exons. Bases 160 to 6045 code for a protein of 1961 amino acids. The record is from RefSeq and is a predicted model, not a curated record. Gene Ontology annotation, cellular component: myosin complex. NCBI's taxonomy places the organism in Eukaryota, Metazoa, Chordata, Actinopteri, Scombriformes, Scombridae. Gene Ontology annotation, molecular function: ATP binding; actin filament binding; cytoskeletal motor activity.
UGUAUGACAGAGAGAAGACACAGCAGAGACGGAGAAGAGUUUUUUUCCUAAGCAGCUUCUGGUUUUGUGAAGUAGCUGGAGGACUGUGCUGCUGUAAAAACGGACACAACGGGACCAACCGAGCUCACCUACAGUGCCUGCAGCUGAAAACCAGCUACCAUGACUGACGCAGACAAGUUCCUCUAUGGGGACCGCAGCGGGACGAGCAACAUCCUGGUGCAAGCCGACUGGGCCACCAAGAAGCUGGUGUGGGUCCCCUCUGAGAAGAUGGGCUUUGAGGCCGGCUCCAUCAAGGAGGAGCAAGGAGACGAGUGUGUGGUGGAGCUGACUGACUCGGGCAAGAAGGUGAAGGUAAACAAGGAUGACAUUCAGAAGAUGAAUCCACCUAAGUUCAAUAAGGUGGAGGACAUGGCGGAGCUCACCUGCCUGAAUGAGGCCUCUGUGCUGCACAACCUCAAGGAGAGAUACUACUCUGGACUCAUCUAUACGUACUCAGGUCUCUUCUGCGUGGUGGUCAACCCGUACAAGUACUUGCCCAUCUACACUGAGGACAUAGUGAACAUGUACAAGGGCAAGAAGAGGCACGAGAUGCCCCCUCACAUCUACGCCAUCACAGACACGGCGUACAGGAGCAUGAUGCAGGAUCGUGAGGACCAGUCAAUCCUUUGCACUGGGGAGUCAGGAGCAGGGAAAACAGAAAAUACAAAGAAAGUCAUUCAGUAUCUUGCUCAUGUUGCUUCAUCCUUCAAGUCCAAGAAAGAUCAGGGCAGUGCGGUUUUGUCACAUGGGGAACUGGAGAAACAGCUUCUGCAAGCAAACCCCAUCCUAGAGGCCUUUGGCAACGCUAAGACCGUCAAGAACGACAACUCCUCACGAUUUGGAAAAUUUAUCCGGAUCAACUUUGACGUCAAUGGAUACAUCGUUGGAGCUAACAUUGAAACUUAUCUGCUGGAGAAGUCUCGGGCCAUCAGACAAGCUAAAGAGGAGAGGAGCUUCCAUGUCUUCUACUACAUGCUCUCAGGAGCAGGGGACAAGUUGCGUUCUGAGUUGUGUCUGGAGGAUUACAGCAAGUACCGCUUCCUGUCCAACGGAAACGUGACGAUUCCUGGCCAGCAGGACAAGGACUUGUUCACUGAGACUAUGGACGCCUUUCAGAUCAUGAGCAUCCCGGAAGAGGAGAGAAUAGGUCUUUUGAAGGUGGUGUCGGCCGUGCUGCAGUUGGGAAACAUGUCCUUCAAGAAGGAGCGUCACUCUGACCAGGCCUCCAUGCCUGAUGACACUGCUGCCCAGAAAGUGUGUCAUCUGCUGGGCGUCAAUGUCACCGACUUCACACGAGCCAUCCUGUCUCCCAGAAUUAAGGUUGGCAGGGACUAUGUUCAGAAAGCCCAGACCCAGGAGCAGGCUGAGUUUGCUGUCGAGGCUCUGGCUAAAGCUUCUUACGAGAGGAUGUUCCGCUGGCUGGUCAUGAGAAUCAAUAAAGCCCUGGACAAGACCAAGAGACAAGGAGCCUCCUUCAUCGGUAUCCUAGACAUUGCUGGAUUUGAGAUCUUUGAGCUGAACUCGUUUGAGCAGUUGUGUAUCAACUACACCAACGAGAAGCUGCAGCAGCUCUUCAACCACACCAUGUUCAUCCUGGAGCAGGAGGAGUACCAGCGUGAGGGCAUCGAGUGGAGCUUCAUUGACUUCGGCCUCGACCUGCAGCCCUGCAUCGAGCUCAUUGAAAAACAUGCUGGUCCUCCAGGCAUCCUCUCACUGCUGGAUGAAGAGUGCUGGUUCCCCAAAGCCACAGACAAGAGCUUUGUGGAGAAGGUGUGCCAGGAGCAGGGCACAAACUCCAAGUUCCAGAAACCCAAGAAACUGAAGGACGAUGUUGACUUCUGCAUCAUACAUUAUGCUGGAAAGGUGGACUACAAAGCAGAUGACUGGCUGUUGAAAAACAUGGAUCCUCUGAAUGAGUGUGUGGCCACUUUGCUCAACCAGUCCACAGAUAAAUGUACUGCCGACCUGUGGAGGGACAUGGACCGUAUUGUCGGCCUGGACAAGGUGGCAGGAAUGGCGGACUCCAUGCAUGGUGCAUUCAAAACCCGCAAAGGCAUGUUCCGCACUGUGGGCCAACUGUACAAGGAGCAACUGGGUAACCUCAUGGCCACCCUCAGAAACACCAACCCUAACUUUGUCCGCUGUAUCAUCCCCAACCACGAGAAGAAGGCGGGUAAAUUGGAGUCUCACCUGGUUCUAGACCAGCUAAGGUGUAACGGAGUCCUUGAGGGGAUUCGUAUCUGCAGACAGGGCUUCCCCAACCGCAUUGUGUUCCAGGAGUUCAGACAGAGGUAUGAAAUCCUCACUCCAAAUUCAAUUCCAAAGGGCUUCAUGGAUGGAAAGCAAGCCUGCGUGCUCAUGAUCAAAGCCCUGGAGUUAGACUCGAACCUGUACCGCAUUGGUCAAAGUAAAGUGUUCUUCAGAGCUGGAGUCCUGGCCCACCUGGAGGAGGAGAGAGACAUGAAGAUCACUGAUGUGAUCAUCAGCUUCCAGGCCUGGUGCAGAGGAUAUGUGUCUCGCAAAGCCUUUGCCAAGAGACAACAGCAGCUGACAGCCAUGAAAGUGAUCCAGAGGAACUGUGCAGCUUACCUCAAACUCAGGAACUGGCAGUGGUGGAGGCUUUUCACCAAGGUGAAGCCUCUGCUGCAGGUGACCCGGCAGGAGGAGGAGAUGGUGGCUAAAGAAGAGGAGCUGAUCAAGGUUAAGGAAAGACAGCUGCAGACUGAGGUACAGCUCAAAGAAUUUGAGACCAAGCAGCAACAGCUGAAUGCGGAGAAGCUGGCUCUUCAAGAGCAGCUCCAGGCAGAGACUGAAUUGUGUGCUGAGGCUGAGGAGAUGAGAUCCCGUCUGGCCACCAGGAAGCAGGAGCUGGAGGAGAUCCUCCACGACCUGGAGUCUCGCCUAGAGGAGGAGGAAGAGCAUGUCACCCAGAUGCAUACAGAGAGAAAAAAGAUGCAGCAGAACAUCACGGAUCUGGAGCAGCAGCUGGAUGAGGAAGAAGCUGCCAGACAGAAGCUUCAGAUGGAGAAGGUCACCACGGACGCAAAGCUGAAGAAGAUUGAGGAGGACGUCAUGGUUCUGGAUGACCAGAACAACAAGCUCACCAAGGAGAAGAAACAGCUGGAAGAGAGGAUCUCAGAGUUCACUACCAACUUGGCUGAAGAGGAGGAGAAGUCCAAAAGCUUGCAGAAACUCAAGAACAAACAUGAAGCCAUGAUCACAGAUUUGGAGGAUCGUCUAAGAAAGGAGGAGAAACAGCGCCAGGAGUUGGACAAGAACCGUCGUAAACUUGAAGGAGACUCAACUGAGCUCAAUGACCAGAUUGGAGACCUGCAGGCCCAGAUAGCUGAACUUCGAGCUCAGCUGGCCAAGAAGGAGGAGGAACUCCUUGCUGCACUGGCCAGGAUAGAGGAGGAGGCUGCAGCCAAGAACUUGGCUCAGAAGAAGAUCAGGGAGCUUGAGGCCCAGAUCUCCGAACUGCAGGAAGAUCUGGAGCUGGAGAAGCAAGCUCGCACCAAGGCUGAGAAAAACCGCAGGGACCUGGGAGAGGAGCUCGAGGCCCUCAAGACUGAGCUGGAGGACACUUUGGACUCUACUGCAGCACAGCAAGAGCUGAGGUCCAAACGUGAGACGGAGGUCACCCAGCUUAAGAAGACACUGGAGGAUGAGGCCAAGGUCCACGAGCAGCAGAUGGCCGACAUGAGACAAAAACACAAUCAGGCAUUUGAAGAGCUCAAUGAACAGCUGGAGCAGGCCAAAAGGAACAAAGUGUCAGUGGAGAAAGCCAAGCAGGCACUAGACAGCGAGUGGAACGAGCUGCAGAUCGAGAUGAAGACUCUGACACAAGGCAAGACGGAGUCCGAGCACCGCCGGAAGAAGGCCGAAGCCCAAGUCCAAGAGCUACAGGUCAAACAUGCAGAAAGUGACAGACAGAGGCAGGAGCUGGCCGACAAGAUGACCAAGAUGCAGUCGGAACUCGAGAAUGUAAACAGCCUCCUGAGUGAAGCAGAGGGCAAGAACAUCAAAUCCAGCAAGGACCUUUCUUCAACUGAGUCUCAGCUGCAGGAUGCACAGGAGUUGCUCGAAGAAGAAACUCGUCAGAAGCUUUCGCUCUCCUCUCGCUUGAGGCAGCUGGAGGACGAGCAGAACAGCCUGCGGGAGAUGCUGGAGGAAGAGGAGGAGAGCAAGAAGAAUGUGGAGAAGCAGGUCACGACUCUGCAGGCUCAGAUGGCAGAGAUGAAGAAGAAGCUGGAACAGGAGGCCUCAACCCUGGAGGGGACGGAGGAAGGCCGCAAACGAAUCCAGCGGGACUUAGAUGGUGUGCAGCAGCAGCUGGAGGAAAAGUGCUCUGCUUACGACAAACUGGACAAGACCAAAAGGCGUUUACAGCAGGAGCUGGAUGACCUCUUGGUGGACCAAGACCACCUGAGGCAGAUCGUCUCCAACCUGGAGAAGAAGCAGAAGAAGUUUGACCAGAUGCUGGCUGAGGAGAAAACUAUUUCCACUCAGUUUGCUGAGGAGCGUGACAAGGCCGAGGCUGAAGCCAGGGAGAAGGAAACACGAGCAUUGACACUGGCCCGCGAGUUGGAGACCAUGACAGACGUGAAAGAUGAGUUGGAUCGGGCCAAUAAGCUGCUCAAAGCCGAGAUGGAAGACUUGGUCUCCUCAAAGGAUGAUGUCGGCAAGAGUGUUCAUGAGUUGGAGAGAUCAAAGCGUGCCAUGGAGCAGCAGCUGGAGGAGAUGAAAACUCAGCUGGAGGAGCUGGAGGAUGAGCUGCAGGCCACCGAGGAUGCCAAACUGCGUCUGGAAGUCAACAUGCAGGCCAUGAAGGCCCAGUUUGAUCGAGACCUGCAGGCCAGAGAUGAGCAGGGAGAGGAGAGGAGGAAACAGCUGGUCAAACAGGUGCGUGAGAUGGAGGUUGAGCUGGAAGAUGAGCGCAGGCAGCGCAGUCAGGCCCUCUCAUCCAAGAAGAAACUGGAGCUGGACUUGGUAGAACUUGAACUCCAGAUUGAUGCUGCCAACAAGGGCCGUGAUGAGGCCCUCAAACAGCUGAAAAAACUGCAGGCCCUUAUGAAAGAGCAAAUGAGGGAGAUGGAUGAUCUGCGUCUGUCCAGAGACGAAGCUGUCAACGGAGCUAAGGAGACUGAGAAGAAGCUCAAGACCAUGGAGGCAGAUGUCUUGCACUUCCAGGAGGAUCUGGCCACCGCAGAGAGAUUCAAGAGGCAGGCCCAGACCGAGAGAGAUGAGCUCCAGGACGAGAUUAACAACAGCAACUCUAAGAAUUCUCUGCUGGCAGAUGAGAAGAGGAGGCUGGAGGCCCGUAUCACCCAGCUGGAGGAGGAGCUGGAGGAAGAGCAGCUCAAUACGGAGAUGGUCAACGACCGCCUGAAGCGAUCCACACUGCAGACAGAGCAGUUGACCACAGAGCUGGCUGCAGAGCGCAGCAACUCCCAGCGACUGGAGGGGAGUCGUUCCCAGCUGGAUCGCCAGAACAAGGAGCUGAAGCUGAAGCUGCAGGAGCUUGAGGGAACCAUCAAGUCCAAGUAUAAAUCCUCCAUCACCACACUGGAGGCCAAGAUGUUUCAGCUGGAAGAGCAGCUCGAUAUAGAGUCAAAGGAGCGUCAGCAGGCCUCCAGGCUUGCCAGGCGGACGGAGAAGAAGCUGAAAGAGGUGCUGCUGCAGGUUGAUGAUGAGAGACGUAACACAGACCAAUAUAAAGACCAAGCAGACAAAUUGAACAGCCGUAUGCGUCAGCUGAAGCGUCAGCUAGAAGAAUCCGAGGAGGAGCUUACAAGAGCCAACGCCUACCGCAGGAAGCUGCAGAGGGAACUGGAUGAUGCCACUGAGUCAGCAGACGCUAUGAACCGUGAAGUCAGCACUCUGAAGAGCAAGAUCAGACGUGGAGACUUGCCUUUCAGUAGGCAACGUUUGACAAAUCGUUCCACCCCGGACAGCGAUGAAGAUGUGGACGUGCAGACUGAGGGGUCUGAGCCUGCAGCUGAGUGAAUGGACGACCACCAAGAGAGAAAUAUCAUAUUGACCACAGUCAACAUGCAGAUAUAGUAAAAUGUUAGCCAUGCAAGCUAUUGAGUAAGACCUUUUCUGAAAGAAUUUAGCCUUGUACUCCCCUUGACAAUAAUCUUAUAGCCUUAUUGUUACUUUCCAUGUAAUGCGUUUGUAUUUGGCCAAAUUGUAUUCAUCUCAGUGAAUGAAUUAUAUUUUUCUACAAAGGCUUUACAAUUACUUUUCCUGGUCUAUUUUUCUACUUAAUUGGUAUAUUAUAUUAUGAAACAUCGCUCCAGUUCCAAGCCAGUACAAUUUAAUAUGUGCUUGAGGUCUAUGUGCUGUACUUCACCAUUUUAGGGAAAAACACUGGUAAUUUUAUGCUUGUUUUGCACAUUCACUUUUUUUCUGGGAGUUUUGAUGCAGUUAUAUUUUCUAGUAUUAGUAAAAAUCGGUGUCUGUACUGUAUGUGUUUCCUUUCACUGUGAUUAUCCCCUCAUGUUAUUACCUCAACCAAAAUUUGCACGAUGCCAACACAAACAAAAACGCAAGACACAAGUUUGGAAAAUGCUUAUUGUUCUGAAUGUUAAGAGUUGUUGGUGAAAAAUUUGAUUCGACUUUUGUACCAUCAUGAAUGACACAGUGCUUGGUUGAUGUAUCGUUUUACACUUUAUUGAUUAUUGGUGGUGGGUUUCAUUUCUCACUGUUCUAUUUGUGCUUCGCUUUGCACAGCAGAAGGGGUUCCUAUCAGCACAGCCUCUGAAUCUUUACUGUUUGCAUAUUUUAGGUAACAUUUGAUAUCAUGUACCAUUUAUUAUCAAACGAAUUACAUGUCAUAUUGAUGCCAAUAUUUUAAGGCUAUUCUAUAUUUUAUAAUUUGCCUUAAUGCAAUAAA